AUGGAUUUAGUUCACUAAUGGCGUGUCUUCCUGUAACACACGAUAUAACGUCAAAAUGGCUAAGAAAAAAGGCGAUGAGAAAGUGAAUGCCGCACCCCAAAGUGAUAAUGAGGAGCAGAGUCUUGACGAGAAGCCAAAUUUUGAUGAUCCAGAAGGAUUCGUGGACGAUAUCACAGACGAGGAGCUCCUAGCGGACGUUUUGGAAUCCAAGCCUAAGGAGUCUGAUGGGUAUGAGAACGUCGUCGUGGUGGACGGGUGUCCGCAGGUCGGACCUGAGCGGCUCGAAAAACUUCAAAGCGUCAUAAAUAAGAUCUUCAGCAAGUUCGGGAAGAUUGUCAACGAGUAUUACCCCACGACUGAAAAUGGUCUAACAACAGGAUACAUAUUCUUGGAGUAUAACAACCCACAAAAUGCCGCGGAGGCUGUUGCCGCCACUAAUAAUUGUAAAUUAGACAAGCAGCACACAUUUUUAGUGAAUCUUUUUACUGAUUUUAAGAAAUAUUCUGACAUCCCCAAAGAAUGGGAGCCACCGUCACCUCAGCCUUUCAAGGUGCAGUCAGACCUGCAAUGGUAUCUGAUGGAUCCUGAUGCAUAUGACCAGUUCCUUGUUGGUAUAGGAACUGGAACAGCGCUGCAAGUGUGGCAGAAUGCCCUGCCCGAGCCCAUUGUGUUACAGGAGAGGCCGAACUGGACUGAGACUUAUGCUGUAUGGUCUCCCCUAGGCACAUAUGUAGCAACGUUCCACUGGCGUGGUGUAGCUUUGUGGGCUGGCCCCAAGUUCAGUCAGUUCCAAAAGUUCUUCCACCCCGAGGCCAGAUUCAUAUCAUUUUCACCAUGCGAGAACUACAUUGUGACCUUCUCACCAACUGGCGAUAGAGGGGAUGAUAAGAAACUUAUUAUUUGGGAUAUUAGGACUGGCCUAGAAAAGCGUAGUUUCCCACCGCCGGAUGAGUAUGUAACCUGGCCGAUUUUCCGCUGGAGCAAAGAUGAUAGGUUCUUUGCCAGACUUGGUCAAGAUGUGCUCUCUGUUUAUGAAACACCAAGCUUUGGAUUGUUGGACAAGAAGUCUAUUAAAAUACCUGGUAUUAGAGAUUUCUGCUGGUCACCAUCGGACAACAUUCUUGCAUAUUGGGUAGCUGAAGACAAAGACGUGCCAGCCAGAGUAACACUACUGGAACUGCCCAACCGCACUGAAAUACGUUCUAAAAAUCUUUUCUCAGUAGCAGACUGUAAGAUACAUUGGCAAAAAAGCGGUGACUACCUUUGCGUCAAAGUAGACCGCUACUCCAAAGUGAAGAAAGACAAAAAUGAUAUUAAAUACUCAGGAAUGUAUUACAACUUUGAAAUAUUCCACAUGCGUGAGAAAGAGAUUCCAGUUGACUCUGUAGAAAUCAAAGAACCGAUCCAAGCGUUCGCAUGGGAACCUAUUGGCUCCAAAUUUGCCAUAAUACACGGUGAUACAGCGAAUGUUUGUAUCAGUUUCUACCAAGUGAAUACUGGACAGGCUCCGACUUUGUUGAAGAAGUUUGAGAGAACGCCGUUCAAUCAUCUGUUUUGGUCGCCGAUGGGACAGUUUAUAGUGCUAGCUAAUCUAGGCUUAACUGGUGGAGCUUUGGAGUUCUUGGACACCAAUGAUUUCACUAUCAUGAACGUGUCUGAUCAUUACCAGAUGUCUGGCAUUGAGUGGGACCCAACUGGUCGGUAUGUAGUGACGGGCGUGUCAUCUCUCAAGUGCAAGAUGGACUGCGGUUACUACCUCUGGUCAUUCCAAGGCAAGAUCCUAAGGAGAGUAAUGAAAGAGGGCUUCGCUCAGUUCUUGUGGAGACCUCGGCCACCCACACUGUUGUCUGACAAACAACAGAAGGAAAUCAAGAAGAACCUCAAGAAAUACUACUCUCAGUUCGAGUCCAAGGAUCGCAUGCGAAGCAACAAAGCCAGCAAGGAACUAGUAGCUAAGAGAACUGAGCAGAUGAAGAAACACGUGGAGUACCGUGAAAUGAAGGCACAGGAAUGGGCCGAGCAAAAGCCUCGACGGCUGGAGCUGAGAAAUUAUGUAGAUACGGACGCUAUCGAUACGGAACCGUCGGGUUCGGUGGAGGAAGUAGUAGAAUUCUUUAUCAAAGAGGAAAAAACCGUCAUCGAGUAGUCGCCAUUCUUCGCUACGUUCAGAGGUCGGACCUUUAACUCCGACCUCCUCGAUAACCGGUUUGAACCGGUUCGUACUUGUUAAAGUCAGUUUUUAAAAUAUCUCACGUAAAAAAUAAUCACCAUUUACUUAAUAAAUAGACAGCAUAUAAAAAGUU
Messenger RNA from Pararge aegeria (speckled wood butterfly), 2303 nucleotides. It is a transcript of the gene eIF3b, whose product is annotated as eukaryotic translation initiation factor 3 subunit B. The coding region runs from base 56 to 2146 and encodes 696 amino acids. The transcript has 10 exons. Gene Ontology annotation, molecular function: RNA binding; translation initiation factor binding; translation initiation factor activity. The record is from RefSeq and is a predicted model, not a curated record. Gene Ontology annotation, biological process: translational initiation. Lineage: Eukaryota; Metazoa; Arthropoda; Insecta; Lepidoptera; Nymphalidae. Gene Ontology annotation, cellular component: eukaryotic translation initiation factor 3 complex.